Cinara cedri is the source of this 4915-nucleotide messenger RNA. The record is from the annotation of a GenBank genome assembly. NCBI's taxonomy places the organism in Eukaryota, Metazoa, Arthropoda, Insecta, Hemiptera, Aphididae.
AAACCACUAUUAGAUAACUAAAAGAUAACCUUUGUUUGAUAUCCUAUUUUAUUACUUUUUUUUUGAUAACAAUAACAAUUUGAAGCGUAAUUACUAUUUUUUUUUUUUAUAGUUAUUUUUUAAUAGUCGGAUUAGGUUAGAUCUCUUAUGUAUAAACCAUAUACAGCAUGUACAAAAUAUAAUUUAUAAUAAAUUAUUAAGGAAAUAAUAAUAAUUAGUAACUACCUAUUCGAUGUUUUCGUUAAGCUUAUCUAAAUACCAUCAUAAAACAAUCUAGAAGCCAGUGCAGAAGAAACAGAAUCAAUAUUUUAUAAUACAAUUAAACAUAGUUGUGUAUUUUAAUCAGAAAAAUGAAUAGUUCCUGUUUAGUCGAUAAUGAAACAAAGUCACCAUUUUUAAUUGGAGUGGCUGGUGGUACUGCUUGUGGAAAGGUAUACUAAAUUAAAUUAUUUUAUUUUUGCACUUAUUAAGUUAUUAAUUUUUAUUCACCUAAAAAAACAAUAACUAUUAUUUCAGUCAACUGUUUGCAAAAAUAUUAUUGAAAAAUUGGGACAAACUAAUUUAGAUGAAACAAGAAGACAGGUAGUAUCAAUUAGUCAAGAUAGCUUUUAUAGAGAAUUAAAUGCAGUAGAGAAAAUCAAAGCCUCCAAAGGGCAAUUUAAUUUUGACCAUCCAGGUAUUCCUAAGUUAACAGUUAAAUAUAAAUUAAUCUGUAUUUAUUUUUAAUAUACUGUAAACUUGUACCCACUAAAUACAAUUUUUUUUUUUCAUAAGCAAAUUAAACAUAUUUUAAUCAAAAUUGUUUUACAUUUAUCAGAUGCAUUUGAUGAAGUUUUUAUGUACCAGACUCUAACUGAUAUCCAAGCAGGAAAAACAUGUUCUAUUCCAGUUUACAAUUAUAAAACAAAUUCAAGGUGAACAAAUAAAAUUUAAAAUAAAUUAAAUUAAAUGUAGGUAAAUAAAAGUUAAGUAAAUAAUGUAAAAUUAAAUUUUACAUUUUAUAUUUAUUUUGUUUUCAAAAUAAUAUGUUAAUUUAUAAAUUAGUAUUAUAAAGGUAAGGGAUGGAGAUACAUUUUUACACUGUCUAUAUGCCUGACAUAUGCCUUACUAUGGUUGGUAUUGUAAGAAACACCCGACCAGAAAAACAUCAACAUACUUUGCCCAAUGGGUGGGCAACUGUUGUAAGUGAGAAGUUGGGAAGGUAAGACGUAGAUAGGAAUUUAAUGUUUUUAUAUGCAAUGAUUAAUCAUUGCUAACAAAAAACUAUUUUGAGCAGAGGUCGAUUAUAUAUGUUUUAAAAGACCUAUUUGGUGGUUGGUCUAACAAUUUUAUUCACAGAAUAACUAAAUAAAUAAAUAUUAUAAUAUCAUAUAAUAAUAAUAUAAUAUAAUAAUAUCAAAUAAAUAUUACGUAUAGAACUAGCAAAAUUAUACUAAAAUAUAUAAUAUAUAAUAGUAUAAUCAAUUAUAGAUAGGUAUUUAGUCUUGUUAAUUAAUUAUUGAAAUUAAAUUGAAAAAUAUAAAUUAGGAAAUUGAUUAAAGCCUGCACCUUUAGCCAUUUUUUUUUUUUUUAUCAAAAAUACAUUCUGUAAUAACCUUGUAUGUUUCAAUAAUUGUUCUAAUUGUAGUGGUCUUACCAAUCGUAAUCUGGUGUAUAUUAUAAUAUCAGCGGCUAAAAUUUUUUAAAAGAGGCACAUUAUUUAUAUUUUUAGUAAAUUAAUUAUAAAUUAUAUAUUAAAUUAAUACAAAAUAUAUAAAUAAGAAUUGUAGUCCUGUGACAAGAGAGGCGCGUACAUCUAUUCCCUUCUCCUGGAUCUACCACCAUAACCAGGUGUUCCUAUCUUACCGACCAUGGUCAGGCGUAUAGACAUCAAAAUUUUUAAAUUUUUCAUUUAAAAAUUGAUGCUUAAUGAACCUUGAGUAACUUGAAUUCAUUAUUAUUUAUUAAUUUUUUUUAGUAUUUUUUCAUUUUCAAGGUAUUAAACUGAGAAAUAAAAAAAAAAAUUAACUGUUGAUAUACAACUCAUGUUCAAUUUUAUUUUAAAAAUUUGGUGGAUAACAACAUUUUUAAAGUGAUUUUACUCUGCCAGAGUGUAUUCUGAGAAACAAGACUACAGUGUCAAUUUUCCUGUCUGUCUGUGUAGAAUAUAAUUACUAAAUAUAUAAACAUAUACAUAUAAUUUGUUGUAUUUAAUUAUAGGAGUAAGAAAGAUACCAUUGUUAUAUAUCCAGCUGAUGUUGUGAUAGUUGAAGGCAUUUUAGCAUUUUAUUUUCCUGCAAUUAGAGAUUUAUUUCAUAUGAAAUUGUUUGUUGAUACAGAUUCAGAUACUAGAUUAGCUAGGAGAGGUAAUUAUUUUUAGCAGUAUUGUUAAAAAUUGGAAAAUAGCGUUAAAAUUCAAGUGACCGGAACGGGAAUCGAACUUAUGUCUCGUUUUUCGGGGCCUGACCUUCAACGUUAUUUGUGGUUCUCUUAACUUAUCACUAAGAGUAUGUAUGUUAAUUUAAUAAUAUAUAUUUGUUUUAGUUCCAAGAGAUAUUAAUGAAAGAGGCCGAGAUUUAGAACAAGUUUUAAAUCAAUAUAUGAAUUUUGUAAAACCAGCUUUUGAAGAAUUUUGUUUACCAGUAAACUAAUAAUUUUUAUAACUAUUAAUUAUUUCGAUUCAAAAAUACAUUUUUUUUUUUUUAAUAAUUAAUUUUUUAUUGUAAUAGACUAAAAAGUUUGCUGAUAUUAUUAUACCAAGAGGAGCCGAAAAUAUUGGUAUGUUUCUUUUCUCACUAUAAUGUAAUUUUACAAUUUAUUUUUCAACAUUUGUAAUUUGUAUUCUUAAAACAAACAAAUUAAAAAUGUAAAACCAAUAAGAUAAAAUUAGUUUGAACAAAGAUAUAAAAAAAAAAAGAGCUGAUACUGGGGAUGGAAGCUGCCAUUUUUAUAGGUGGGAAGUUGGGAAGGUAGGAUACAUAAGGUUAUUUCAUUUAUAUCUGUAAGCAACAAUAAACUAUUGCUUGACGAAAGAUAAUUCCAAGCGCAGUUCGGUAAUACAUAAUUUGAAGCGCCAUAUUAUUUUUUGCAAUUUUCAUUUAAAUUUUAUUUCAAAAUACUUAUUAAAGAAAGUUUUCUGGUUAUUUUGGAAAUUUUACCACAUCUAGGUAAGUCAUAUAUCAUUAUUAUUACCAAGUUUUAAGUCUCUAUGUACAUUUAUAACCGAAUUAUAGUAAAAAACUCUCAAAAAUUAAAAUUCCUUAAAAGCUCAAAAGUUUUGACGAUGAUACUCUAAAGAAUUAAAUCAAAAAGGAAACAAAAAAGUUGUCUUAUGAUUUUUUGAUUAAAUCAUUUUUCUGGUAGAAAAUGUCUUUCGUGGUUUUAUAAAAAAAUGAAAUUGUGAAAUUGUACAUUUUCUUAUAUUUUUCCCACUUAAUUGCUUUUAUAAAAAAAAAUGGUGUUAAAAAUCAAAAAAAUGACCUCUUUGAAGUAUUAUCUAGAGAACUUGAGCUUUCAGAAAAGUUGCUACACAUAAAAAUCGGAGCAAGUUUACUAGAAAAAAACAUGUCCACAGACUAGAACAAAGAAUAAAAGAAAUAAACAUUUUAAUUAAAUCAAUAGCUCCCUCGUAACGCUCGGAAUCUAAAAGAGCCAAUACUGGGGACGGGUACAGCCAUUGUUGUAUGUUAGUAGUUGGGAAGGUGAAAAGGUGGAUACAUAAAGUUAUUUAUUUAAUACCUGUAACUAACGAUAAACUAUUGUAAAUAAAAAACUAUUCGGAGUGAAGAUAGGUUCUACACGUUUUGAAGGAUAGUAAUAAAUACAAUUUUCAUCAAAAUAACAUAUCAUAGUAAACCAAUUGAUCCCUUGCUACACUCUGAAUCUAAUACCAAAAUAUUUUAUUAUACUACAUUUUAAUUGCAAGUUUAUUAAAUUAUUUAAAGUCUAGCAGAAUUACAUGGAAAAACAUGGAUAAUAGAAUUAAUACAUAUAUCAUUAAUGAAAUUAAUAAAUUAUACAUAAAUACAAUUUCAUUUUAACAAAUGUAUAAUUAAUAAAAGAAUACUAUGUAAUUUUUAUUUUAAAUUAAUGUUUCACAGUAAUUAUUUCAAGAUAACACUUACUAGGAUAUUUUAAAGUUAUCUGAUUAUUUUUACAACUCAAAAAGUAAAUAUUUAUUUGUUGAUAAUGUAUAAUUACGUAAAAUAUAUUAAAUGGAAUGGAAAAUUGUCACUUUUAAAAUAAUUAAAAUUAUAGAAUUGCGAGUUACUUGCUUUUUGACCUUUUUGUAUAUGUAUAAAAAUACUAUAUUAUUAUUUAUAAGCAGAUGUUUUUGAUAAUUUAAAAAAAUAAGAAGGCAUUUAUAAUUGUUUAUUGUACAGUUAUACAAUGUUCUCACAAUAUCCUGUAUAGUGAUCGUUAGUGCUUACCAGCAGUUAUUUCUACUACAAAUUAAAAAAAAUUCUGUCGGUUAACUGACAGUGCUAACAAACACUUUACAAGAUAUUGUUAGAAUGGCCUAUGAUUAUUAAACAACUUAUUUUACAGUUGCUAUUGAUUUGAUUGUGCAACAUAUAAGAGAUCUACUAAAUAGUGAAAAUAGCACACAAUAUGAACUAGCAGAAGGAUUGGUACCAAUCCACACAAAUAAUGUCAAUGCAUCUAGACUACAUUGAACUAAAUUUACAACAAAUUAUGUAUAUUAAUUAUUUCAGUCUACAAAUUUGAAAUUAUACAUAAAAAAAAAAAACAAACUAAAAUUGAUAUUGUAUUUAAUUUUGUGCGAAUAAUUUAUGAACAUGAUUUUAGAGUAUUAUCUUUAUUAUUUAAAUUACAUGUAUUAAAAUAAAAAAAACAAUUGACUUAAUUUUAACUCUUUGUAUUUAUUGAUAAUAAAGUUCAAUAUUCAUACCAUCAUGAAUUUCAUCUGAAGAUA